Rana temporaria (common frog) is the source of this 3056-nucleotide messenger RNA. Its product is annotated as cadherin-related family member 4-like. The transcript has 23 exons. Gene Ontology annotation, cellular component: catenin complex; plasma membrane. NCBI's taxonomy places the organism in Eukaryota, Metazoa, Chordata, Amphibia, Anura, Ranidae. The record is from RefSeq and is a predicted model, not a curated record. The coding region runs from base 57 to 3056 and encodes 999 amino acids. Gene Ontology annotation, biological process: homophilic cell-cell adhesion. Gene Ontology annotation, molecular function: calcium ion binding; cadherin binding.
AGUGUGUCGCACAAAAAGGAAAGAAAGGAACAUCUAUCAAGAAAUCAUUUGCUUAGAUGAAGAGUAUGGGUAGCACUGAUAACAUGAUGUCUCCACAGAAAUGUGUUACAAUUCUUUUCCUAUUUAUAGGAAUAUCUCAAAGGACAUCUGCAAUUGACUUGAGCCCAGCCAGUCCCAUUAACACAAAUGAAGGAAGAACAACCAAUCAAGUCAUUACCAGAGCAUCUGGAUGUAACAGAUAUGAACCUAUUAAUAAUAGGGCAUUUGCAAUUGACACAUUUUCUGGAGUAAUUACUGCAACAAUUGAUUUUGAUUAUGAAGACACCAGCACACCUGAUACUUACAAUAUGAGAGUUCAAUGUACAAGUGGUUUACUGUCAUCCAGAACACUUACAGAUUUGACUGUGAAUAUUAUAAAUAUUAAUGAGGCACCAAUAUGUGAUCCACGUUUUAAAGACAAAAGAUUUAAUAGAACAGUUGCUGAGGAUCAUCCAGUGCAUCGCUCCAUAUUUCAAGUACCUGUGAGGGAUCCAGAUGGAGAUGACCUUACGUAUAGAGUGGUUUCACAAUCAUCUAGGCCAAACGAUGGAAGAUUUUUUGAUGUAGAUCCUGAUAUUGGAUUUGUUUACAUAAACGCUCCUGUACCCCCGGAUUUUGAUGCAGGAUAUGAGGAAUUCAGACUUAUAAUAAACGUUACAGACCCUGGAGGUCUUUUCUGUGUGGGAGGGAUCAUUAUCAAUAUCAGAGACCUGAAUGACGAAACCCCAGAAUUUAUAAAAAUUGAAAAUGAUAUUAUUUAUGUACCUGAAAAUACUUUGAUUGGUUCCAUCCUUCAUGUAUUUGAAGCAACAGAUAGAGAUGCUGCAAGUGUAGUGACGUACAGUUUUCCAGGAAGAACAGACAUGUUUGAUAUAAACCGAAAUACUGGUGCAUUAACACUACGUCAGCCUCUGGAUUAUGACAAUCCUGACAUCCACAACGCAUAUGCUUUACCUGUUGUUGCCUCUGAUGGGAAAAACACAGCCUUUUAUUUUUGUGAAGUACAUGUUACUAAUGUCGAUGAGCCACCAGAAUGUGACCCUGCUAUUUCUUCUGUAACAGGAAUCUCUUUAUCAGUUCCUGAAACAUUUCCCAUUUUCACAACUCUAUAUACUGUCCUUGCUAAGGAUCCAGAUGAAGGAGAUGAUGUCAAAUUUAAAAUCUCACACUCAUCCCUUGAAGCAGAUACAUUUUUUACCCUAAAUGAAGAUUCUGGCAUUAUUUCUACCACUGGUAAACCUUUGGACUAUGAAUCAGACCCAAAGAAAUUUAUGAUCUCAAUCAAGGUUGAAAAUGUAAAGGAAAAUCCAAUGUUCUGCCGAGGUUUAAUCACACUCAGCCUGCAAAAUGAAAAUGAUGAAGAGCCUAUUUUUCAAAAUUUGCCAAAUAGGCCUAUCAAAAUCCCUGAAAAUCUUGCUCCUGGAACAGUUGUCAUAAAGUUACAAGCAACUGACCGAGAUAUUGGAGACACUGUGCACUAUGAAUUUUUCACCAGGUACCCUGGAUUUUUCAUAGAUGAAGAUUCUGGUGAAGUAAAAAUUGCUUACCACUUGGACUAUGAAGACCCUAACAUUGUUUAUGAACAACGAUUAAUUGUCCAUGCUUUUGAUAAUGACAGAGUUCACACUGCAGUGGCAGAAUUAAUAGUGCAACUAACAGAUGUUAAUGAUAACUAUCCCCAGUGCGAAGGAUUUCCUAAUAUGAUACAAGUGGCUGAAACAAUUGAAAUCAAUACCCAUUUGAUGUCAAUCACAUGUGUGGAUAAAGACAUUGAAGAACCAAAUAAUGUUCUUAGAUACAAGCUGAAUGCUCUUGAUGAUUUUUCAAAAGACAAAUUUACUCUCACUAACAACAUACUUACCACCGGACCUGAAUACUUAGACUAUGAUAAUGAUGAAUUUGCUGGAAUGCAGUUCACACAUAAUCUUCAGAUUGAAGUGUCGGAUGAUGGGACACCUUCUUUGACUAGUACAGUGACGGUUAUUGUAAGAGUAACACGUGUAAAUGAAUUUGAUCCGAAACCAUUAGUAAAUGUGUUUCAAGUGGCUGAAAACAGCCCAAUUGAUGCAUUUGUUGGAACAACCAGAGUUACAGAUAUAGACUGGCCAUUUGACAAUAUCAAGUUCAGUUUUGCUGGAGGGGAUUAUGGUAACCCACCAAAGUUCUACAUAGAGUCAGACACAGGAAUCAUUAAGGUGCGCGGUGAGCUGGAUUUUGAAGAAAAGCAGACAUACUCAGUUUCUGUACAAGCAAUUGACCUCAACAACGAUGUGCAACCAGAUCCUCUAGAGCAGCGAAAGAUUUUUACAGUUGUUUCUAUCACUAUUACUAAUGUGAAUGAUGAGGCUCCAGUUUGCUCCCCUGCCUACUAUGAGACACUUAUGUAUUCUACAAAAAAUACAUCUGUAAUAAAACUUCAGUGCUCCGACAAGGACUCACCUGAUGAAGAAUUAAACUAUGCCAUAAUCUCAGAAAAUAAAGCCAACCGAUUUUUUCUUCAGAGGGAUUCUGUAAUGAGCAUGCAGAACUUUCAAUAUAAUGUUUUUGAAGGCAUUGAGGACCCAACAUUGUUUCAAUUGCUGAUUAAAGUGACUGAUGAGCUGGGUGGAAAUAAAGCACUGCAGUUAUCCACCACAGCAACUGUAAUAAUACAUGUGGUGCCCUGGACAACUACAAUUCCAACUACCACACAGAAAGCUACAACAGCACAGGUUACAACAGCUGUGCUUGUCCGAUCUUCAUAUUUCUGGCAUCCUGACAACUGGUUUACCGCUGCUCUUACAAUUACUGCAGCUUUGUUUCUCUUGUGCCUGUAUGCGUGUGCUUGGGGUCUUCUGAAAGAUGUUCCAAAAUAUUCAAAAUUAUUUCCUUUAUGUCGAGAAAAUCAAAAAUCCAAUUCUCCCAGUUUUCCUGACAAGACAAAUAAAGCUAAAAGAAAACAAGAUCCAGCUAACAAAAAUAAUCAGACAAAUGAAAAUCCUAACCUUUUGCCGGGACACCAAUUUGGUGACAAAUAG